Molecule: messenger RNA, 3747 nt
Organism: Esox lucius (northern pike)
Lineage: Eukaryota; Metazoa; Chordata; Actinopteri; Esociformes; Esocidae
Gene: c1ql3a
Product: complement component 1, q subcomponent-like 3a
Exons: 2
Coding region: 665-1438 (257 amino acids)
Molecular function (GO): protein binding
Source: RefSeq, a predicted model, not a curated record
CCUCUUCGUCCUUUCUUCUCUCUGUGCAGUGCAGGCUUCUGCGCCUAGAACUCUGCAAGCUACGCGCUCUGAUCAGAGGCACUCAACUCUCUCCAACAAGACAUUGAGCUGCCCGCGGUCAACGGAAGGGUAGUGAUUACACCUGAUGUGCUGCUACUGUCUUACGAAUUUUGCAAUAUGUACACAGCGAUAGACUUGUAGACCGUUUGGAUUUGGACAUAAGCUGUGGAGCGUUGGAGGAUAAAGGAAAAGUGCCGAAGUGUUUUUCGAGCCGCGUGUCCACACGUGGCUGCAGUAGAGGGGCUUUAAAGUACAGUUGCGGUCUUGCAGAGAUGCUGAAGACAGUGUUUUUUAAAUCACUGACGACUUAAAGCGCGAUCAGCCUGGAGAAGGGCUGAACUUUCCGAUUCGGCGAGACUUGAAUAAGCAAACAUCAGCACAAAAAGUCAAGAGAAAAAAAAACACGCGCAAGGGGCUUUGCCCAAAAGAAGUCCAUAGAUAUUAUCAAGAAACCAAUAUUGGUUGUAUUGUUUUUUUUUCUUUCUAAAAGGUUACCUCAUCAACCACCAACAUUUCUCCCAAAAGCAGACAAGAGGAUCGCCCUGCGCUGACGAGACUGGUCGGCAGGAAGCGGCUAAUAGCGGCUGGAGUGCUCGGAGUCGUCAUGGUGUUGGUGCUGGUGAUUCUGAUCCCAGUUCUGGUUAACUCUGCUGGAACGUCAGCACACUAUGAGAUGCUGGGAACCUGCAGGAUGGUGUGUGAUCCUUACGGAACCAAGUCACCAACCAGCACUGCUACGGCAGACACGGUGCGAGGAGACAAUAGCCUCAUGCAGUCUUUGCCAACUUUUAUACAAGGACAAAAAGGAGAACCGGGUCGUCCGGGAAAGGCUGGACCCAGAGGCCCCCCGGGUGAACAGGGCCCGCCAGGACCUAUGGGGCCACCCGGGGAGAAAGGCGAGCCGGGACGACCAGGACUACCGGGGCCACCGGGACCCAAUGCCGCGGCAGGGGCGAUCAGCGCAGCCACUUACAGCACUGUUCCCAAAAUCGCAUUUUACGCGGGGCUUAAAAAGCAACAUGAGGGCUACGAGGUGUUGAAAUUCGACGAUGUGGUCACAAACUUGGGAAACCAUUACGACCCCACAACAGGAAAGUUCACCUGCUCCAUACCUGGGAUAUACUUCUUCACUUAUCACGUCCUUAUGCGUGGAGGGGACGGAACCAGCAUGUGGGCAGAUCUCUGCAAAAACAAUCAGGUUCGAGCCAGUGCCAUAGCCCAGGAUGCUGACCAGAACUAUGACUACGCCAGUAACAGUGCCGUGCUGCAUCUGGAGCCUGGGGACGAGGUCUACAUCAAACUGGAUGGGGGGAAGGCCCACGGGGGCAACAACAACAAGUACAGCACCUUCUCUGGAUUCAUCAUCUAUGCAGAUUAGGAGUUAAUGGACCUAGCCUCAGCGCUCAUUCAGCUGAACGGCCUCACCUGUCAAUCACGCGGAACAAUGUCUCCACGAUAUGUCUUGUUGUAACUGUAGGACUUAAAUUCAAGUCCUCCUUACAAUCUAAACCAUCAUUCACCUACCCGCAGAUUGUAUGGGACCUAGCCUCAACUGUUAAUACUCAGUUACAUACCUACAGAUCAUCUUGUAUAGGACCUAGCCUCACCUGUUAAUUCUCGGUUGCAUACCUACAGAUCACUACCCAAGUAUACGCAGUGUGUUACGUGUGUUACGCUGCCAAUAACCCCCCCCCCAACCCCCACCCCGCCGUAACACAUUUCCCUAGAGGGUGGGGUCUGAUUCUGAUUGAACUGAAGGCUGGUGAGUGCUGGGCUGUACUUGUCUGGGGAAAGUGUCCUCCAAUCUUACUACUGAAUCCAAAACUACUUGAGGGAACUGCCUGGGUGUACAGAAAUUAAGUGGUACGACAGAAAAAAAACCAUCCUAACAUAAAUUUCAAGUCAUACCGAUGUUUUGGCCUUCCUUCUACCACCAAAGCAGUAAAACGGUGCAUAUCUUUGUUUAUGUAGCUAAUAACACAAAGCUUAAUUCUGUGAUGAUGGGAGUUUUUUAAAUCACAGAACCUCAAAGAUGAUUGUGUGCAAUAAUCCACGUAAAAAAAAAAAAAACGGUUGUCCUUGUCUGUGUGUGUUGUGUUAAAACCUACGGCCCUCAUACAAGAAAAUACUUUCUGAGGGUUGCCAAGCAACUCGGAUACUCAAAUGUUGGAGAAUGGUUAUGGGGGGUGGGGGUUUGUAGGGGUAUAGGGACAAUCUUAAACCUGGUGUCAGUUCAUGGUUUGGGGUCGGACUGUUGGUAUGGUGAAAUAACUUGUAGUUCUUUGAGUAGGUGGGGCCAAAUGUAUCCCUUCAUUCAUUAGGCUUUGAGUAAUAAAAAGAAAAACUUAUAGGGAUAUUUUACCCAAAUUGCCACAAUGUCGUUAUAUACAUUUAUUUGGGUUACUAAAAAUCCCUUUAAUAUAAAGUCCCUUUCAUAUGGUUACAGCAGACUCAGCCUUUUUGUUUACAACAUUAGCCUGUAGACAUAGCUUCUAUUCAGUAUUUCUUAUUUUGAUGAAGGUCAAAACGAGACUGAUUGGUUCUUCAAGUAACUGUCCAGUGAAAACCUUAUUUUUAAAAGUUCAUUUUCAAAACAAAAUUGUUGACUCACCCUAUACUAAUAUUUUCUGCCAAAGCAUGAGUACUUCAAAACCCCCAGAACAAUGCUUGCUAUUUCAGCAUAAAGGAUGACCUCUUCCUGCUGAUGAAAAUGAACAGGACAAUCAGUAGUCUACUAACAUGAAUAUUGUUAAUGCCUGAUGCGCUUUCCAUUCAGUUGUUUGGGUAUGACCACACAGUAUCAACACGGUAAAAAAGCUUUUUAACAUAAUUUAUAAAAAUGAUUUUUGAACCUUUUCACUCAUAUUGUGAUUUAUUAUAGCGCAUCUUUUAUUGUAUUUAUUCAAUCUGGAAACACAAGACAGUUACUUUAAGGCUAUUUAGGUCCUAUUGUCUCCUGACAGAUAUUGUAAAGAAUUGUCUGCCGUUUUUUUGGAAUGAAAGUCGUGUUGGUUUUACACCACCUGAUGUAAAACAAUGCUUAGCUGCAUUAGUUUCCACACAGGAGUGAAGCACUGUACCGGAAUGCUACUGAAAGAAAGCACAAUGCAGAACAAGGAGUAUGGCUUCUAUGUAAAUGUAUAUGUACGUAUCUUAAAGAGAGCUUAAGAGUGUGGAUAGCACCACCAAAUUAUUGUGUAAAUAUUGUAGUGAUUAUGAAAUUGUUCUUAUUUUUGCCCCUAUAACUGUACAAAAUGUUAAAAGAAAGAGCCCAGGUUAGAUAACCUACCGCUUCGUGUUAGAACCAUUGUCUAACUUAAUGGACAUGCAUUACUUGAUUGUCCGUUUGAGUCCUAUCGUUACCGAUAUGUGUGUUCUGUAGAUAUAAUAUAUGUGUGACCAAGGCUGUGUAUGAAAUGGCACCCUAUUACCUGUUCCCUUUAUAGUGCACUAUUUUUUACAUGAACCCUAUGGGCCUUGGUCAGAAGUAACUGCACUAUAAAGGAAAUAGGGUUCUCUUCCAGACAGUCUGUGUGUUCAGAACACGUUUUAUUUCCCUGGACACUUUUCACCUGUGUACUGUUCGCUCAAAACAUGUUUCCAUUAAAUGGAGAAAUCGAAUCAGAUUAUCAGAUAACUGUAUUCAUUUAUUUUUCUGAUUAAUAAUGCAUAUUACAAUAUGACCAU